AGAGAGGCAGACUCCGACACCUAGGCAGGGACAGUUAGUGCGCAGCGGGGACAGCGGCUCUCCAUGGGGAGGUCUCUGUGAGCAGCAGCUACCUGUUGGAGCUCAGUGCGGGAGACCGAGAGCCGUGGCCGGACCCACGCUGAUCGUGGAAGCCCGACUGCACUGGAGAAGGGGAAGGACUCACAGCCUAAACAUGUCUCCGAGACUAUUAUUCUGCGCUGUUUUAUGCGUGUACCAGGGGACGCGAACCUGCAGCGGAUUUAAUAUCGAUGAACGCUUCCCGGUGAUCAAAGAGGGGAAAACCAAAGGGAGCCUGUUUGGAUUCUCUGUGGCUCUGCAUCAGCAGACGGAGGGCUCCAAUAAAUACCUACUUCUUGCAGGAGCACCCAAAGAGAAAGCCCGAUCUCUUAAAAAUGUCAACGAAACAGGUGCCGUCUACUCCUGUCCCGUUACCACAGACUCCACAGACUGCUCCAGAAUGGACCUGGUCAGCACAACAAAUCCGUCCGAGAUGGUGGAGGGCAUGUGGUUGGGCGUGACGGUGGCCAGCCAGAGGGGUCAGCUGGCAGGACGUGUGCUGGCAUGCGGGCAUCGCUAUGUGAAGAUCAUGCAAGGCGGCACAGAGGAGCAGCGGCGGAUGAUAGGAAAAUGCUUCGUGAGGAGCAACGACCUGACCUAUGACUCCAACGAUGAGUGGCAGACUCACAGUUACGAGUUCUGCAACCCCGGCCUCGACAUGGAUUUUGAGGGCAUGUGCAACAUGGGCAUCUCAGGCGGCAUGACGGAAACUGAUGUGUACGUGGGCGCGACGGGCAGCUACAUAUGGCAAGGAAACGUUCACGUAACAUGGAGAAACCCAGAUCCAGGCUAUGAAUGGGACAGUGCCGACAAAGACUUUGGACAGCUGAAAAAACGAUACAGUUAUAUGGGUUACUCAGUUCUUGAAGAGCAGAAGCUACUGAGUCUUGAUGACUACACAGUGGUGACAGGAGCUCCCAGGUACGAGUCCAAGGGGUCCGUGAUGUUCGGGAGGAAGGCCGUGACCAACAUCGAGCUAGUGCAAAUCCUCCCCGGCGAACAAGUGGGCUCUUACUUCGGAAACAGCCUGGCAGUCACCGACCUCAACAAUGACGAUUGGAAUGACCUGAUCGUGGGUGCACCGUUUUACUUUGACCGUAUGAAGGAUCAGGGAGGAGCCGUGUACAUUUUCAUGAAUGAGAAUGGAUCUUUCCAGAAUCAGUCCACAGUGGUGCUGAAGGGUCCGUCUGGCUCUGGGUUCGGCAUUGCAGUGGCUGCCAUCGGGGAUGUCAACCAAGAUGGAUUCCAAGACUUUGCAGUGGGAGCACCAUUCCACGACACAGGAAAGGUCUACAUAUGGAUGGGAAGUAAAAAAGGAAUCUCUAUGGAGCCCAGUCAGGUGAUUGAGGGUAAGUCACUGGGAUUCCAGACCUUCGGCUACUCUAUCAAUGGAGGGAUGGACAUGGACGACAACAGUUACCCCGACAUGUUAGUUGGCUCUCUGGACAACCGCAUCGCCCUGCUCAGAGCUCGGCCAGUCGUCCACCUAACUAAAGACUUUAAGGUGAAGCCCAAAAUUGUGGAUCCUAAUAAGUGUCCUGGGAAUACACCAUGCAUCACAGCUACUCUGUGUAUGUCCUUUACUCUGAGCAAUGGAAACAAAGCGUUCAAGAAAGACAUAACGGUGAAGUACACGGUGGAGGCCGACAUGGAGAGAAGAAGAAGCCCUCGUGUUCGUUUCCAGGAUAAUAAUGAUGACACAUACACUGGCCUCCUGAGCCUUUCGUCUUCGUCUUCUAAACCCAAGUGUCAUGAUAUAAAACUGUUUGUAGUGGCGCCUGUGAGGGAUAAGCUGGAACCGGUGGUCUUUUCCCUCAACAUGUCGUUACAAGAACAAAAACCUAAAUCCAGACGCUCACUGCAGAACUUGGACUCCUUCCCAAUUCUUAGCCAGGAACAGAAGCUCACCCAAAGGACUGAGAUUAACUUUCAGAAGGAGUGUGGCUCAGACAACAAGUGUAGCAGUAACCUGCAGCUGACAGCCCAGUUUGUUGACAAUAAAGAAAAGCCGUAUCCCAGGAAAGACAAUUUCCAGGUGCUGCAGUUCAACAGCAAUAUGAAGAUAGUAACGCUGCUGGUGGAGGUGACCAACUUUCCUUCUGCUGGGAAGCUGGCCGAGGACGCCCACCAGGCGGAGCUCAACGUCACCGUCCCUGAUGCACUGAAAUACUCUGCUGUCAGAUCUGAGGACCGUAAUGUGCAAUGCACUUUAGACGUUACACUCAUUUGUGACCUGGGGAAUCCACUCAAAGGCAACGGAAAGGUGUCUCUGCAGCUCAAGUUUGAGACAUCAGGCAUCAACCUGUACACAGAAGUGAUCGAGUCUCAGUUACUUCUGUCAACUCUUAGUGAGCAGAGUGACCUGCAGCCUGUCCCUGUGGCCAUGCUCAUUGAAAACACCAUCCUUCCCACCUUCUCCAUAACGAAACCAUUGGUGCAAACCAAAUUUGGUGGCACAGUGAUGGGCGAGUCAGCCAUGGUCAACACCAGUGACGUGGGCAGUCUGGUGGAGUUCACCUUCAACGUGAACAUGAAUGGACAGCCGCUCGGAGACAUGGGGACACUGGCUGUGGAGUUUGAGUGGCCCUUUGAGGUCGCCAAUGGCAAGUGGUUGCUGUACCUGACAAAGAUUGUCGUUAGGGGGCAAUCAGAAAUGGAAUGUAACCCUGCUGGAGAAGUUGUCAACGAGCUUAACCUAACUCUGUCAGAGAGUCCACCUAAGCGUACUAAACGGCAGAUUGUAGUGGAUGAUCCAGAUGAUCCGACCCGGCCACAUAUUAUUGAGCCACAGGCAGCAAUCACACUACUCACUCCUCGCAAAGACUCCUACCUGUUGGAAUGCUCCAAGGGGACGGCAAAAUGCGUGACGUUCACCUGUCCGAUUCUCAACAUGACCAAUUCAGCCAAGAUAUAUGUCCAGUCGCGGUUGUGGAACAGUACAAUGUUGGAGGACUAUGCGAAUGCUCUGAGAGUUAUAGUCAAAGGUCAAGCCACACUGAAGCUCAUUACAGAUAAACCAACGUUAAAGAUGGACAGACAGACCACCACGUUCACAGUAGAAAUAGAACCAGUGGAGGGGGUGGAGAUACCCUAUGAGCUCCCCCUGUGGAUCAUCAUCUCUGCAGCUGUAGCAGGAAUUCUACUGUUAGGAAUAAUCAUUCUUAUAUUAUGGAAGCUUGGAUUCUUCAAGCGAGCCAUCUACUACCGGAUAAUGCCAAAGCACCAGGGGGUGAAAAUUCGCAGGGCUGAGCGCUAUCAGUUUAAUCUGGGAUUUCAGCCUGAGGAGCCACAGAAAAAGUAUUGGAUCACCAACUGGACAGAGAUGCAGCAUUACUACUACUGAGGCCUUUGCUUUGAACCCUGAAACCACUCACUGCCACUCUAGUUCGACACGGGCCAAACCAAGGACACUGGGCUUCAUCGAGCCACAUGGACUUUGCAGGGCAUAGACCAACUGCGCUUAGUGCAUUGAAAUUUUGUUAUUAUUUUUCAAAUUUUUAGUAGAUUUCUUCAACUUUUUUGCGUGCAAUAUACUGAACAUUUUGUUUCAGAGAUUGUAAUUUGUUAAGUAUUUUUCAUGAAUGCAAUGUUGUACAUUGGAAUCUGGGUUGCAUUCAAGAGUAAAUUGUAAAUUUUUUUGAUUCUGUUGUAACGUACGUUGUGCCUGCAUGUAUGUUUUCAUUUCUUUUCAUUUUAUUCCUUUCUGUGAGCCCUCUGAGAAAAAUUGCAGGUCAUUUGUCAUGUUUAUUUCCACCAUGCCUGUUUUUUUUGCUUGUUUUUUUUCUAAUCAGGAGAGCAAGUCUUUCAAUUUUCUGUGAUUAUAUGACCUUCCCGUUCUGUCCCCAGGCAUCACUUUGUGCUCAGUGGUUGUUGGCUCUGUAACCGUGAGUUGUUUUCGGACUGCACUUAGAAUAUGUUGGCCAGCAUCCACUCAGUUAUGAGUGACUUCAUGUGAAUGUGUCAGUGUUGAGCAAGUACUACAUCGACUUGUAUCUCAAAUUCAGUUACAGCUGUGGCACUGGCAUAUUUUUCACGUUAGGGAGAAGCAUUAUUUCCUUGCUCUGGGAAAUCAUGCUUUUCAUUGUUAGUAAUAUAUUUACUAGCCCCAGUGGACAUGCUGUAAUAGCACACAUUAAAUUCCACAACAAAGCCUUGCAACAAGUUAAAAAGCAAAAGCUUCAGGUCUUUAUGUAGAAUUAGCCAUGUGACUACACUUGAUUAUUAUUUAUUAUUAACAUCUUGGGCAAAAACAUUAAAGAAUCUAUGUUGAUACCUUGAGAAUCUCAUACAGGGAGUCACAACACUGGAUUAAAUAACAAGUGAAAUUAUAUCUGUGUGGAGACUUUAAGCUCCAGCAUACAUAGGUACAUAUAAAUUGUACAUAGUGACAAGUUAUGUUAAAUGAAUGCAUAUGUGAUUGGUCUUUGUUCGUUCAUUGUCACUGAGCUUUGUAUUUUUUUGUACAAGACAGUAAGCCGAGCCUUGGAUUGUUUCCAAGCCAUUGUGGCCCCCAUUGAGGUCAAUCUGCAGCACUGAAGACAGACUGGACUGAGAGAAGACAGCCAUUGAACGGUCUCUGAUGGGACUAAGUGUUGCGUUACCGUUCUAGUCCGUGUUACCUGAGAGCCCGCAGGUGCUUUGUUGUGCGACUGUGGCUGUUACAGAGGCUCUAUUGACUCUGUGUGUAAAGAGGGAAGGGCUGAAACCAAUGCACAAACUCUGUUUCCUGUGGUGGUGUUAUUUUUGUUUUGUACUGUGCAGAUUCAGUGUAAUGAAAUUGUUUUUAACUAUC
This is a messenger RNA of Amphiprion ocellaris (clown anemonefish), 4870 nucleotides long. It is a transcript of the gene itga3b, whose product is annotated as integrin, alpha 3b. The record is from RefSeq and is a predicted model, not a curated record. Gene Ontology annotation, biological process: cell-cell adhesion; cell-matrix adhesion; integrin-mediated signaling pathway. NCBI's taxonomy places the organism in Eukaryota, Metazoa, Chordata, Actinopteri, Pomacentridae. Gene Ontology annotation, molecular function: integrin binding. Bases 194 to 3421 code for a protein of 1075 amino acids. The transcript has 25 exons. Gene Ontology annotation, cellular component: integrin complex; external side of plasma membrane.